Schistocerca gregaria is the source of this 405-nucleotide messenger RNA. RefSeq lists its product as uncharacterized. The transcript has a single exon. The coding region runs from base 1 to 405 and encodes 134 amino acids. Lineage: Eukaryota; Metazoa; Arthropoda; Insecta; Orthoptera; Acrididae. The record is from RefSeq and is a predicted model, not a curated record.
AUGGAGAAGAAGAAGCAGAAGGGCACAAAGAAAAAACCAGCAAUGAUAAUUGACUAUAAUCAGUCAAAGUCUUUUAUAGAUAUUUCUGGCCAAAUGAAAUUGUACUCGCAUUGUCUAAGGCGGGGUGUGAAAUGGUACAGGAAGCUUGCAGUUGAAUUGUUGAAAGGUUCAGCACUGGUAAAUGCUCAUGUGAUUUACCGAUACAUGAAUAACAAGAAGAUCUCAAUAACAAAAUUCAAAGAGGAAGUGAGUUUGAGACUACUCCAUACAGAAGAUGUUGAUGAGCCUGACACAUCUCUUGCCAAAGCCACCAUGUUACCUGCAGAUUGUGCACUUGUGAACAUGGGAGCAGCCAGACAUAGGUGUACAGUGUGCUACGAAAAAAUGAAGAAUGAAUUUGGAUGA